CGUGUUUCGUGUUCUAAACACGAGGUUAAAGGAUUCCUUUUGCUAAAUCCUUUUGUUACGUUGUGCGGAACCAAUCAACCGGCUCACAAUCAACUGUAGAGAGCACGGAAAUCUCCGGGUGUCUACCAUCGGAAAGGAAUCCGCACCGCCAAGCACGCCAGGAUGGCGAAAUCGUUCCGGUUGUUCGUUGGAAAUAUCCCUCAAGGGACGAGCGAGGAGGAAUUGAGGACCGAGUUUGGUGCCUACGGAGUUGUAGAAUCGGUGGAGGUCAAGACAAAACCCAACGCCCUCAGCGGAGCCGCGGAUACGUUUGGUUUUGUGUCGCUGAAGACGGAAGACCGGAUCGUGUCCCAGUGCAUCAAGGAAUUCCGCGAACAGAAAUAUAAAGGCACAUUUUUGAAUGUAUCCAGAGCGAAGGAAUCGUUCCUCGAUCGGUUGAAACGUGAGCGAGAAGAAGCGGGAGCUCAGAAGCAGAUCAAAAGUGAAGCCACUUCCACCGUUGAACAGUCAAAUGAUACGAAACCGAGCAAAGCCGACCGCGAAGAACUCCCUACACUGCCCAGUUUGGGACAGCCAGGUGAAAGCAGCUCCUCGGAAAGCUCGGAUUCCGAUAGCGAUGAGGAGGAGGAACCUACGAAGAAAACAAGUGCUCCUACUGCUGGUCCGGGCAGCAACAAAAAGGAAGAACCGGAGCUGGUGAAAAAGUGGAACCAAGAAACGUACAUCGAGCACGGAAAGCUGAAGAUCGUCCCCAUCACGGGGCAAGUGAAGGAAGUGAUCGAUCGCUCAAAGACGCACAAAACCCGAUCAGCAGAUGGCAAGCAGUUGAGCGAGAAGGCGCGCAUAGCGGAUGAGAAGCGGAAGCAGGGUCUUACGAAACUGAGCUCGGCCUAUGAGCAGCAAAAGCUGGCGAUCAAGAAUGCCUUAUCAGGUGAGGGAUUGGGCAGCAAGCGGAAAAUUGCAUUCAGUGACGAUGAAGCUGAAGACGGGUCGCGCGCUGGCAAACGCAAGCUCGCUUUAUUCGAUGGAGACGAAGACGGAGAUGGGGACGAUGAUGGUUUCGAGGGAAACUUUAAAGUACGCAAGCAGCUAUCGGGACAGGAAGGCCAGAAGCUGUAUGAAAUGCAAACAGCCUAUCAAGGGGACAACCGCUUUCGCCUCGAUGAUCGCUUUUUGGAUAAGGACGCGGUUAAAAAGGACGAUCAGGCAAAGUCCAAAAAGAACAAAGUUGCGGAAAAAGAGCGUCUCAAACAGUUGGAGAUUCUAUCGAAUGUGACCGGAAAGCCCAUUGCUAGCGACAAGCGUAACGAGCAGCGUAAUGCACCGCAGAUGCAACGGUUCGAUCCAUCGCAGAGGAACGAGUUGGAACAUGAACCAUCGGAGGAUAAUCGAAGCAAACUGUCUACGAUCAAACAGGCGGAACGUCGCGAGAAUGAUUACAAAGUAACGGAUGAAAAGUUUUACAAAGUGUCGGAUAACCUCACCGGUCUACUAACGGGUGCUUCCGGUGAAAGUAACGGACAAGGCGGAGGAGGAUUCAGUCUUCUGUCCAUGUUUGGCAAGGCUUCCACGGCGGCGGACGAUGAUGUCGAAAGCAAUCAACAGGAACAGUACACGAGGGGCGACCGUCCGAAGGAUAGCGGUGCACGGUUUAAGCACGAAUCGUCCGAAAGUGAAGAAGAACCCGAAGAGAAUGGGGAUCAACGAGUGGAUGAUAAGAUACAUGAUGACGAGGUGACCAAAAACAUUGCCCAACGGAAGGCUGGAUACUAUUCGCGGCAGGGUAUUUGGAAGGAAAAGUUUUUCUUCCUUCCCAACGAUUCUCGAUUCGAUGAUGGACGAAAGUUCUUUGGCAUCCUUCUUUCUACCCAAAACGUGCCACAACCCACCGGUGACGGAAAGGCAGCGGCGAAUGGAAAUGCUGAGCGAAAGGAGCUUGCUGUGGACGACCUCAAGAAAAUCUACAAAAAACGUCGACAACGGGAGGGUAAAAAUAUGAAAAUGAAAUCAAAGCUUGGGUUCAAAGUGAUGACCCGAGGAAAUGUGAAAAAAUAAGCUCCAUAAUUACACUGUUGGAGCGUUUGUAGUUUACGCUCAAAAUGGAAAUAGAAGAUUAUUACACACAA
Messenger RNA from Anopheles aquasalis, 2126 nucleotides. Its product is annotated as probable RNA-binding protein CG14230. Lineage: Eukaryota; Metazoa; Arthropoda; Insecta; Diptera; Culicidae. The record is from RefSeq and is a predicted model, not a curated record. Gene Ontology annotation, molecular function: RNA binding.